Messenger RNA from Lentinula edodes (shiitake mushroom), 330 nucleotides. RefSeq lists its product as uncharacterized. The transcript has 3 exons. Gene Ontology annotation, molecular function: ATP binding; ATP hydrolysis activity; ATP-dependent DNA damage sensor activity. NCBI's taxonomy places the organism in Eukaryota, Fungi, Basidiomycota, Agaricomycetes, Agaricales, Omphalotaceae. The record is from RefSeq and is a predicted model, not a curated record. Gene Ontology annotation, biological process: mismatch repair. The annotation marks the transcript as partial. Gene Ontology annotation, cellular component: MutLalpha complex.
UCCGAAGCUGCUCUUUCCCGAGUUAUCAGCAAGGAAGACUUCAAGGAAAUAGAGGUACUGGGUCGAUUCAACCUUGGUUUCAUUAUUAAAUCUGGGAUAGAACGACAAUUAGAAGAAUCACUUUUGCAUGAUUUGAUCAUCGUGGAUCAACAUGCAGCAAACGAGAAAUACAACUUCGAAACGCUUCAGCAAACAACAAACAUCGCAAAAUUACCUACACCUCGCCCUUUGGAGCUCACUGCGUCUGACGAACUGGUUGCGUUGGUUGCGUUGGAGAAUCUCGACGUCCUACGACUCAACGGCUUCGAAUUGAAAGUAGUUAGCGAUGCU